AUGACCGACGCUGUAACGAUCCUCGACGACUCGUCCCCAGGUCCAUUCGAAGGACCCGAGAAGCUACUCGAGCUCUGGUUCGCGCCCUCGCAAGAUCUCGUGCCAGCUUCCAAAGCUCACACCGGUCAGGAUCUCCGACCGAGUCGCGACGACGCUACAGAGUGGACAGGCUUGAGGCAGGUCGCUCGACAUGUGUGGGAUGAUAUGCUUGAUGAGGUCAAGUGCAAGGUGCUCAGCGUCAUUGAGGGUGAACAGGUUGAUGCUUACCUCUUGAGGUAUGCCAACUCCCUCCGGUGAAGAGAGCCAAUCAUGCACCGAGUUGCUUAUUCGUAUGCGGACCUCUUUCCUCCCCACAGCGAGUCGUCCAUGUUCGUGUGGCCUCACAAGUUGAUCCUCAAGACGUGCGGUACGACGACCACCCUUCUGGGCUUACCGACGCUGUUGCGCAUCGCCAGCGAGACGUGUGGCUUCCGAGGCGUAUGGCGAUGCUUCUACUCCCGCAAGACCUUCAUGUUCCCCGAUCGUCAGAUCGGACCUCACAAGGACUGGGCGCAGGAAAUGAGCUUCCUCGAUACACUUUUCGGUCAGUACCGAACCGGUCCUCGUAACCCUCUUGCUGCAGAGGCGCUCAUCCGUACCGGCUCGUUCUGGCGGCUCCGACAGAAAACUCGUCCGCAUACACGGUCGGUCGAAUGAACGGAGAUCACUGGUUGUUGUACCUUACACCACCUCAGGACGAUGUGUUGAUGCCCCAUGCGCUCGAGACGACCUCGGCCCUCAGUCCCAUCAACCCGACAACAGCACUCUCGACGCUUUCGGCCUCUCUCUCGGCCUCCCUCCCCUCCCCGACCCUCUCCUCGACCUCUCCUCGAUCGAACCCUUUCUCCUCCAUCCCUUCCCUACUCAAGGACCCUACACCUCCGAGCGUCCCUUCGAUCCCGGAUCAGACGCUCGAAAUCCUCAUGACCCGUCUCUCCCCGCGCGCCUGCGCAUCCUUCUACCACCCCGGAUCCUCGGCCGACACACCCUACACCUCAUACCCCGACAUCGCCCCCGAAGGCGACGCGCACAGUUUGGGUACAUCACUUUCGACCCAACUCGGUAUCACCUCACUCCUCCCCGACGCGACCUUGGACGCCUUCCUCUUCUCCCCCUGCGGUUUCUCCUCCAACGCCGUUCGAGGCGAACGCUACGCGACCAUUCACGUCACUCCCGAACCUGCAUACUCGUACGCAUCGUUCGAAACGAACCUCGAUCUUUCCCUUUCCCCUUCCGACGUCGAAUCCUCCUCCGCCUCGUUGCAAAAGCUCGUCGAACGAGUCUUGACCAUCUUCGAACCCGCAACACUCUCGAUCACUCUCUUCGUCUCGAUCGACGACGACGACGAAGUGACCAAAGCUUCCCAACAUGAAGGGAUGAGAAAGUUGAUGAGUGAAGAGUUGGCGAGGAGGUACGAGAGGAAGGAUCGGAUCUUGUACGAAUUUGAAGGUUAUUCGCUCAUUUACUCGGUGUACAAUUCCGUCGAUGAACCGAGUCGGCAGGUCGAGAACAAGUAG
This is a messenger RNA of Microbotryum saponariae, 1556 nucleotides long. Lineage: Eukaryota; Fungi; Basidiomycota; Microbotryomycetes; Microbotryales; Microbotryaceae. The record is from the annotation of a GenBank genome assembly.